Messenger RNA from Myxocyprinus asiaticus (Chinese sucker), 3187 nucleotides. RefSeq names its product nuclear receptor coactivator 4 (gene ncoa4). The transcript is spliced from 10 exons. NCBI's taxonomy places the organism in Eukaryota, Metazoa, Chordata, Actinopteri, Cypriniformes, Catostomidae. Gene Ontology annotation, biological process: response to hormone; intracellular iron ion homeostasis. The record is from RefSeq and is a predicted model, not a curated record. The coding region runs from base 196 to 1950 and encodes 584 amino acids. Gene Ontology annotation, molecular function: transcription coactivator activity.
GUGAGGCGUACGUGCAAAAUCAGUCUGCUCUUGUGGAGGCCGACGCGUAGGCGAUGACGUAGCAGUGGGCAAAGGAAAGGGCGGUUUCAGAUAAAUCGUGAGAACAAUUACACUUUCAUCUAAUUGACAAUCUGCGACCGAAACACACACCUGGAUUAAUUUACUGUUGUGAAUCGUUUGAUUGACAAGACGAGCAUGUCACCAUUGGUGUCAAGAGAAAAGGCUGCCCUCAGGCAGUGCAUUCAGGCCCAAGCCCAGCUGGAAGAGGCCAUUGCUGAGGUCAUCAAAGCUGAAGUUCAACUAAAGAGCAACUCCAGAGAGGUGAAGUCUCAGUUGCACAGCUGUAUCAGCAGACACCUGGAGAUCCUGCGCUCUCGUGAGGUCUGUCUUCUCGAGCAGAUUGAUCUUUUGGAGCAACUGAAAGGAGAAACUUUACAACAGCAGCUACAGCAGCUCUAUUUGCUCAAGGGCCAGUUUGACAUUCUCAUUCAUGAGCUGGAAUAUUCCAGUAGUACCAGUCCUGCCACCCAGCUCACCAACUGCUUGGAAAAGCUGUCUUCUCUGAAUUUGACUCCCGAAGAAACCCCAGAAAUGAGUUUCCAAGCAGAUGCUCGCACCUUGCGGCAGGCCAUCACAUCCUUUGGGACCAUUUCCACACAGCAGAUGGAGGUGUCUCAGAACACUCUUGAAAGAUCAUGGCUUCUCCAGGAUUGCCCAGUUUCAGGCAAGAAACAGAAAAUGGAUCCUGAAUGGUGCACACCUCUGGCUGAAUGGCUUCUAGGGAAGCAUCCAGUAACCAGUGCUCCUGUGGGACACCAGUUUGGCACAAACACCCAGGACUGGCUGCUUGCCUCCAAGCAAUCUCAGGAAGAUCAACAAUUGCCACCUUUUGACUUCCAAAAGGCUUGGGGCCAACUCCAAGACCUGGAGUCGUGGCUUCUGAAAGAGAAAUUGCCUAUUCGUGAGCGUACCCUCAGUGGCAGCUCAGCCUUCUCUAUUGAGAUGAUUGAGGAAGUUGACUUGAAUCUGAAUGAGGUGGAAGAGGAAGAUGAGCAGGAAAAAUUGGAUGACACUACUGAGGAAUUUAGCAAGUGGCUCAUCAGCACAAGCAAGCAAGACAAGAGCAGCCUAGUCUCUGACGCUGACCGCUUCAAGCAGAUUGUCAAACCCUUCUACGAGAGCUUUUCUCCCAGUGAUUGGCUCCUCAAGGCUGACUGCAGCUCUUGCUGUGCCACACGAUCCGUAGACGUUGAAAUUGAGAACCUCGGAAAGCUCAAGUGUCUAAAGACUCCCCAAUCAUCCGCUGCUAGCAACCCAGAGUCCAUUGAGAUGUGGCUUCAGAAGACCAUACCUCUCGAGACCAACUGCAAAGCCAACGAGACCUGUACCAGCUACGCUCAAUGCGUGUGCGAUGAUAACUGUGGAAAAGAGGCCCUAAGUGCUUGGCUCCUCAAGAAAGAAGGGUGGGAUAAGAAUGGUGUUCCUGUCAGUAAGAACACAACAAACAAAGCUUCCAGUCACCAGCAGGAGCAGCAACAGAAGGUUCAGGCCAUCCUAGAUGCCUGGCUACACCCAAGCAACAGCGCCAAGACUCCUGCUGCCCUGUCGUCCCUCUCUGCCUGGGUGACCCCGCACUUAGUUGUCGGCGAGGAGAAGAAUUCGUGCUUAACAACCUCAGAGAUCUCCUUCCAGAAGCCAGUCCAGAGUGAGAACUGGCUUCUGCCAGCGAUGAAGCACAUUAGCAGUACCACUGAGACGCCAAGUGAGCCAGAGAGAAAGAACACUAAAGAGCGAGACCACAAAGACCUAGAGGAAGACAAAUGGCUUCUACGCAAGCGGUCAAAUGCACAGGAAAGACUUGGCCUGCCCAUAGUAUGUGACCUAUUUUCCUGCUUGAAGCUCAACGGGGACAAAGAAAAGUGGCUCCACCAGGCAGCUACACAGAUAUGAAUACAACAUUCACUGGCUUUUUUGAGUCUUACUAGCACUAUUUAAUCACUGAUUAUUGCACAGUAUUUUUCUUCUGUGCUUUUACGAAAUUUUCUCUCUAGAGGUCUUAGCCCAGAAGACUUUUAGUACAACCAUCACUUGAGAAAGUAUUUUGUGCUGGGGAAUUUCUGUAAUUUUGCCUUUUAUUUGCAUAAAGUUAAAUUCCAGUAAUGACCAAAGUGUUGACAUUAUAAUUCAGUAAUUUUAUUAAAAAAUCACAAGAAAAUGGACCAGAUUGGAACGUACAAAACAAAUAAAACUUUUUUUUUUUGUUUUUUUGUUUUUUUACCCUUAGGGCAUGGUUUGAGAGGGGCUUGGGAAGAACUGAAAUAAAAACAAGUCUAUAUUCAUUUUAAUCACGCACAGUUAUAAUAACUUUUUUUUUUUUUUUUUUAAUGCUGUGAAACUCUCCCCUGCACAUUUGCUGGAAGAUUUCCUCUUAAGCAGAAAAUGCUUUUCUUCACCAUUUGAUCUCUGGAGGAUAUUGAGUUUUCUCAAUUAAGAUUACACAUGCUUCCUUUGCCAUUUAUUCAUAUAAUAGCUAAACAUGGCAUAACUUUCCAAACAUGGAGCAGCAAAUAAUUCCAUUGUAUGUGGAAUAUUUCAAAAGCAGAGCCAAUUCUGUUAAUGAAACCUCAAGAAAGCUCCGAUAACUUGUGCCUGACCUUAAAUGUGUAGCAAUGCUUGUGGUCCGUUCAUCUCUUUUGUAUGUUAAGAAAACAAUCCGUGGGUUAAGUUUAGAGCAGGCAAUGUCCAUUGUGUGUCUCUCCGUGCAAGACUUGUGGCAAAUAUUUACUAUAGAAUGAAUGUAUAGUUCUUUAUUAAAUUUAUUAAAUCAUCUUGUAACCACUUGAUUUAACAUGUCUCUACUCUGAUCCACCCUGUCGACAUAUAAAAAUAAUUAUACUUUGCUCUUUGCACUUACAAAGCAAAUGCAACAGGGAAAUUUAAAGCUGGUUCAAAGAUUAAAAUUAAGCUUGCUUCUUAUAGAGAAAAUAUUAUAUCAUGGUGUCAUUUCAUGUAAUAAUUUUUUACCUUGCAAUUGACCAAGGAUUUGGUAUAUAAAACAUUAACAAUGUUCAAAUAUGGACUCCGGAUCAUAUGCACAAUACAUAGUUAGUUUUUUUUUCUCUUUUGUCAACAUAUGACAGUGCUUAACUACAGCACUGCACAAAAUAAAAAAAUAUUGCUUACAUGA